AUGAAACUCAUUCUUUUUUUCGCUCUAUUUGGCACAAUUGCUGGUAAUUUAUCACUUGAAUGGGAUAAAUUCAAACGUGAUUACAACAAACAGUAUGCAACAGCUACCGAAGAAAACGACCGUAAACAGAUAUUUAUUAAAAAUGUCAAUCAAAUGCGUUCUUAUCAACAAACACAUUCUGAUGCAACAUUUACAAUGGCAAUCAAUCAUUUAACGGAUCAUCAUAUUGAGGAUCUUGUCUUUGGACCAAAAACUCACUUUAAAUCUCGUCCAACAUUAUUGAAAAGUUCCAUUGAUGUAAAGAAUCUUCCUGAAUCACUUGAUUGGCGAACAAAAGGUGUGAUCACACCUGUACAUAGCGAGGUAGGAGUUAUUAUAACUGCUAUUGUAAGUACUGAACUCGUGGAAACUCUUUAUGCUAUUGAAACCGAUAAUCUCAUACAAGGUAGUAUUUCACAAGUAUUCGAUUGUUGUCCACAACCAAUUGAUCAAUUUGACUGUAUAAUGAACUUCAGUGGUAUUUGUCGUAACAGUGACUAUCCAGAAUCCCUUGACACAUGUAAACCAGACAAAUGCAAACCAUUCGCUACUAUGCAAAUUGUUGGCUAUGGUAUCGAAGGUGAUACACCGUACUGGUUGUGUAAAAAUAACUGGGGUGAAAAAUGGGGUGAGAAAGGUUAUGUUCGUAUUGUACGGGGAAAGAAUAUGUGUGGUAUUGGCAAUGUAGUCAUACAAAUAGCCAAUACAAAGAAAAGUGAUGCUAUACGACAAUAUUCCAUUGUUCCAAUGUCUUUAAUUAUAAUUUCUUCUAAUUACUUGUUAAAUAAAAUGAAAAUGGAUAUGGAUAUGAGUAUGUGUAUGGUUAUGCAAAAUGGUUUUCAAGUUGCAAAUGGAAAAGAUGGUUGUAUUCUAUUUUUAUUUCAAGGAUGGAAUGUUGAUACUCAUGUUAAAUAUGCAUUUAUGCUUAUUGGUGUUAUAUGUAUGGGUUUACUGAAUGGAGCAUUAGCCUAUGUUCGUCAUUGUUUAGUAAAUAAUUCAAAACAUACAUCGUCUUUAUUUAUUCAUCAAAUUUACUUAUCAUUACUAUAUGCAAUUCAAAUUGUUCUUGCAUACUGGAUGAUGUUAUUAGUUAUGACAUAUGAAACAGGUAUUUUUAUUUCACUUAUAUGUGGGCUUGUUCUUGGUCAUUUUAUUUUUGGCUAUAUUGAAGCAAAAAAUCGUUCAUCAACAAGUAUUCAACCAGAAACAACUAAUACCACAUUUCAAAAUCAAUUUAAUAGUACACCUUGUUGCCAAACUAAUGCUUAA
Messenger RNA from Adineta steineri, 1308 nucleotides. The record is from the annotation of a GenBank genome assembly. Lineage: Eukaryota; Metazoa; Rotifera; Eurotatoria; Adinetida; Adinetidae.